Meleagris gallopavo (turkey) is the source of this 2820-nucleotide messenger RNA. Lineage: Eukaryota; Metazoa; Chordata; Aves; Galliformes; Phasianidae. The record is from RefSeq and is a predicted model, not a curated record.
GAUUCUUUCUAAAGUUUUUCCUCAAGUGCAAUCAGAACUGUUUGAAGAAUGCAGGCAACCCACGAGACAUGCGACGAUUCCAGGUUGUUGUAUCAACAACAGUCAAUGUGGAUGGCCACGUUCUGGCUGUCUCAGACAACAUGUUUGUACACAACAAUUCCAAACAUGGAAGGCGGGCUCGCCGCCUUGACCCCUCAGAAGGUACGGCUCCUUCUUAUCUGGAAAAUGCUACUCCGUGCAUAAAGGCCAUCAGUCCUAGUGAAGGCUGGACUACUGGUGGGGCCACCGUCAUCAUAAUCGGAGACAACUUCUUUGAUGGCUUACAAGUCGUAUUUGGGACUAUGUUGGUCUGGAGUGAGCUGAUAACACCCCACGCCAUCAGAGUUCAGACACCGCCACGGCACAUUCCAGGGGUUGUGGAAGUGACUCUUUCCUACAAAUCCAAACAGUUCUGCAAAGGUGCUCCCGGCCGAUUUGUCUACACCGCACUUAAUGAACCAACCAUAGAUUAUGGCUUUCAGAGGUUGCAGAAAGUUAUUCCACGACAUCCAGGUGAUCCCGAACGGUUACCAAAGGAAGUAUUACUUAAGAGAGCAGCAGACCUUGUGGAAGCCCUAUAUGGGAUGCCCCAUAACAACCAGGAAAUAAUUCUGAAACGAGCAGCUGACAUUGCUGAAGCAUUAUACAGCGUGCCACGCAAUCACAACCAGAUUCCUACUCUAGCCAACACUCCUGCUCAUACUGGCAUGAUGGGAGUGAACUCGUUUAGCAGCCAGCUAGCAGUCAAUGUUUCAGAAACAUCACAAGCUAAUGACCAAGUAGGUUACAGUCGCAACACAAGCAGUGUUUCCCCGCGAGGAUAUGUUCCGAGCAGUACUCCUCAGCAGUCCAAUUACAACACAGUCAGCAAUAGCAUGAAUGGAUAUGGCAAUGCCGGCAUGCCCAAUCUAGGUGUACCAGGUUCCCCUGGAUUUCUUAAUGGCUCCUCAGCUAACUCUCCUUAUGGCAUAGUGCCGUCAAGCCCUACCAUGGCAGCCUCUUCGGUCACCCUCCCUUCAAACUGUAGCAGUACACACGGCAUUUUCUCAUUCUCACCUGCCAAUGUCAUCUCUGCAGUGAAACAAAAGAGCGCCUUUGCUCCUGUUGUCAGGCCCCAAGCCUCUCCUCCACCAUCUUGCACCAGUGCAAAUGGAAAUGGACUUCAAGCGUUGUCACGAUACCCGUAACAAGAUGAGCACUCACUGACAAACAGGUGAAGACAUACAUUGCAAUUUGCCAGACUGCCUGCUGAAUUUGGAUACCUGUGUUCUGUGAUAUCUACCUCAGGGCACUUCCAAGAGAGCUCAUCCCACAGAACGGACUGCCCACCAACGGUCCUACCAUUCCAAACCAGUGUCUCAGAAUGAAUGUCCCUGUAUCAUAGCUUGUUAGUAACUUCUUGGUCCUGAGAAGAUAGCAUUUGAGAGCUUAUUAUGCACUCAGGUCAAUGAAGGACCUGAAAAAAUCUUAUUGUAGGGUGGAUGUUAAAGAAAAGGGUAAUUAGAUUAACAAUUUAUGCCACUGCAUAAGUCUUUGUAGUUGAAGUUCUUCUAUGUUGCAGUACAUAGAAAACCAGACCAAGCAUAAGCAAUAUUCUUAGAGAAGAUGAUCCAUUUGUAAAAAUAAUCCUACUUUCUUCCAUAUAAAAAUAUAAAGCUUAAAAAUUAAAAGAAUAUUUGAAUUUAAAAAUUAAAUAGUUGUCAUUUCAGUAUGUGAGUAAAGGGCUUCCCAUUUGCUAUCCAAGGUUUCAGGUGCUUAUAAGAUCUAGGUAACUGCAGAGUGGGGUUGUCAGAAGAGUGUGAGCAGAAUGCCCAAUUCCCAACAGACACCGAGCCCUAAUCUCCUCCAGCACCUCCAGCCCUCCCAAUAAUCAUCCACUGUCACCCUCAGCUGAAAAAUGCCCUUUGUGUAAAAUCCUGGCAGCCCAUUUUGAGUGCACCAGUGCUGACUUAGUUGAGCAGGUGAAAACUGAAGGCCCAGCUGUCCCCGUGCUCAGGGUGCUGUGACCCAAGCGGCAGACCUGGCAUUGCCCACAGUGAAUUCCCUCCUGCAGGUGCUGCUAAAGCUCUAAGGAUUUCUGUUACAUACCCCAGAGACCUGAACCGGUAUGUUACAGAGCUGUCCCUGCAGUACUCAGCAUGUGAAGCUUCUAAAACACGAGGGCACUUAGAAGGUUCAGCCUGGGCUGCUGGGAGAGCAGGGGGUUUCCACUUCCUAUUUUCUUAGUUAUUGUUGGACACAGAGCCCUUUUUAAAGUUUAAUUACUCUCUUUCUGAGCACUGAACAAGAGGCUGUGCAGAAAUCUCUUAUUUUUUGUUCAGCAGCCAAACUGAAAAUGGGUUGAGGUGUUGAUCUGGGGAAAAAAAAGUCAAGCUGUCCUCACCUUGCUGAGACAGCAAAACCAAAUCUUGUGUUGAAGAAAAUGACACAGAGUAAUACCAGGAAAGUCUUUCUGGUCUGAUAAUUACAGCACCAACUCCCAGGCUGUGGCAAAAGCUCAGAUUACUUAUGCAAGGUAGCACUUCACCUACAGAGGAAAGCUGGGACAGGGCAGCUGGGGUAAAAUCUGUGGGUUUGGAUUGUGUGGGAGAAAAUCAAACUGCACCUGACACAUCCAUGUGAGUGCCUUCAUCACCGUGCCGAGGGGCAUCAGCAUUUUUAUCCAACCAGAGCUGCCCAGUUGAGUCAGUCUGAGCUGCUGGCAGAGCAGGGUAUUUCUACUUCCUAUUUUCCUAGGUACUGUUUGACACAGAGCCCUUUCUAAAGGUUAAUUACUCACCU